UUUUUGUUUUUUGCCCUGCCAGCUUUCCCAUCACGUCUUCGUCGAUUCUUUCUUCUGUCUUUUUAAACCACUGCCGAAGCCGAACUCUGAAACCGGAGCCAUGGCCAGCCCGAUUCUGAAGCCACCCGAGCACCAGGUGGCGGGCCACAGCGCCAAGGAGGGCAAGCUCGGCCCCCUGGUCGACGGCCGUGGCCUCUUCUACAAGCCCCUCCAGGGAAACGGCCGCGGUGACUGCGAGCUCUCCUUCUACGCCGCCUUCUGCUCCCACCCUGGCGUCCCUCCCUCCAUCCGUUCCUUCUUUCCGGGCUUCCAUGGCACCCACUUCCUUCCAUCCUCCGACGGCUCCGGCCCUCGCCCCCACCUCGCCCUCGAUGACCUCCUCGCCGCCUUCCGCUCACCCUCCAUCAUCGACCUCAAGAUCGGAGCCUGCACCUGGCCCCCUGACUCCCCCGACGACUAUUUCCGUAAGUGCAUCGCCAGGGAUCGUGAGAGCACCAGCCCCACCCUUGGCUUCCGCGUCUCCGGCGUCCAGAUCCAGAAUCCGGGAGCGGGCGCUGAUUCCUUCUGGCGCCCGCUUAGAUCCCGCGUCAAGGAUUACUCCGUGGAGGAGACGCGGCGGGUCCUGAGGCAGUUUGUCUCCAGAAAUUCGCCUUCGACGGACGAGAAGCCCAAUUGUGACCUCGCGUCCGUCGUAUACGGUGCCGCGGAUGGCGUCCUGGCGCAGCUGCAAGAGAUCAAAGCGUGGUUUGAGGAGCAGACGAUCUUCCACUUCUACUCCGCCUCCAUCUUGCUGAUCUACGAGAAGGAUGCGGCGGCUGCGGCCGUCGGGAGAUCCUCUGGUGCUAGGGUGAAGCUUGUGGAUUUUGCUCAUGUGGUGGAGGGAAAUGGAAUCAUAGAUCACAAUUUCCUCGGGGGGUUGUCCUCCUUGAUCAAGUUACUUUUUGAGGUGAUAACGGAUCCUGAAGGUGAUGGCUGGAAAUCCAGCAAGGUUCAUCUCAGUUGCAAUAAUGGGAGCUUGGAGAGCAAUGCCAGUGUCUUGCCAUCAACUUAGACGCCAUUGAUCUCCUCCUGAGAAUAAAAUUGGUGCACCUUAGGCUCCCCAAUACUCUUCUAGAAUUUUCAUCUAGAAAAUUCAUCUAGAUAGACACAUAAAUAAUGGGACUUAUCAUUUCACUUUUUGUGGGUCCAUCAUUUAUGUGUCUAUCUAGAUGAAUUUUCUAGAUGAAAAUUCUAGAUGAAUAUCAUUUCUCUUAAUUAUAUUAUAAGGCUGUAUUAGUUUUGUUCAGUGCACGUUCUAUGUGGAUUAGUAUGAAUUCAGUUAAUUGACCUUUCGUCUUCUAGGCUUGUUUUUUGCUCAGCUAAUGUGAGUUUGCAUUAUUAAAUUGGAACACUUUCGAAGCUUGUUUUUCUUC
Molecule: messenger RNA, 1412 nt
Organism: Zingiber officinale
Lineage: Eukaryota; Viridiplantae; Streptophyta; Magnoliopsida; Zingiberales; Zingiberaceae
Product: inositol polyphosphate multikinase IPK2-like
Exons: 1
Coding region: 101-1051 (316 amino acids)
Biological process (GO): inositol phosphate biosynthetic process
Cellular component (GO): nucleus; cytoplasm
Molecular function (GO): inositol tetrakisphosphate kinase activity; inositol-1,4,5-trisphosphate 3-kinase activity
Source: RefSeq, a predicted model, not a curated record